Salvelinus namaycush (lake trout) is the source of this 2744-nucleotide messenger RNA. RefSeq names its product family with sequence similarity 189 member A1 (gene entrep2). The transcript is spliced from 12 exons. The record is from RefSeq and is a predicted model, not a curated record. Bases 1 to 2334 code for a protein of 777 amino acids. Gene Ontology annotation, cellular component: membrane. NCBI's taxonomy places the organism in Eukaryota, Metazoa, Chordata, Actinopteri, Salmoniformes, Salmonidae.
AUGCCAGUCCAAGCAAUGCCCCGAGGUCGUUCGCUCAGCCCCGCGUCCCUGUCCCGUAGCCUCUCCAGACUCAGAGAGUUUCGGACUCGGACUCGGAUCAUGCUUUCUCUCGGAGUUUCUCAGAUGGUUUUGGGAAGUCUGAUUUUGGCAGUCAGUUUUGCCGCUCUGGCCCUCACUACCUCACCAAGGGUCAGACAUUCGUGUCCAUUUUGGGCAGGUUUCUCUGUGCUGCUGUCUGGACUGAUAGGAGUGGUGUCAUGGAAGAGGCCUCUCUCUCUGGUGAUCACCUUCUUCAUGCUGCUGUCGGCGGUGUGUGUGAUGCUCAACCUGGCUGGCUCCAUCCUGUCCUGCCAGAACGCUCAGUUGGUCAACUCUUUGGAGGACUGUCAGCUGAUAAAGUUUGACAGUGACGGUGUGUGUGUGUGCUGUGAACUGCAGCACCAGAGCUCCAGCUGCAACAACCUAGGAGAGACGCUCAAACUGAACCCGCUGAGCGACUGCGACACCAUACGCCAACACCUCAAGGAGCUCCUGUUUAGUGUGUGCGCCCUGAAUGUCAUCUCCACCAUCGUCUGUGCCCUGGCCACUGCCAUGUGCUGCAUGCAGAUGGUCUCCACUGAUGUGCUACAGAUCUUCAUGCCACACAGAGCUCGAGCCCUGAGCGCUGACUGCAUGACACCCCGCGGCACCAUCCUGCACCAGACCCUUGACUUUGACGAGUUCAUCCCACCCAUCCCUCCACCACCCUACUACCCCCCGGAGUACACCUGCACCCCGGUGAUGGACGGACAGAGAAGUCUACACCUGGACUUUCCACACUCCCCGUUCAGCACCAUCUAUGGAGUGCCCAUCAACAGCCCUGGGACACUCUACCCCUCUGAGUUGCCCCCGUCAUAUGAGUCUGUGGUGGGGCUGGGGAUGGGGAUGGGGAUGGGGAUGGGGCAGACCCCUGCCAGUCAGGUCACUACCAGCAUUGAUCAGUCCAGCCUCUGUGAGAGAAACGCCACAGCUGGUCUCAGUACUCAGGCCUCGGUGGACAGUGCCUCUCUAAUGGUAUCAGAGGAGGUGGCAGAAAUUCCAGACCACAGUUGCUCCUCAGAGGAUCUCUGUUCCCUGGAGGUGCAGGGCUCUGACUCCUCUCCCUAUAGCACGCUGCACACCGCCCCCACUGAUGGCAGCUGUAUCAGUCUAGAGCUCAGUGCCCGCUUCUCCCACCGCCACCGCGGCCUGGCCCGGCUCGACUACACUGGCUACAGCGAAUCCUCCCACACCCAGGACUCCAUACCCCGCUCUCCAGACUGGUCCAUAGAGAACGUCAACAUACUGGAGCACGAGGAGCCCAAGGGAGGAGCAAAGUUACACGCAAACCUCAGAGAACGAGCCAGUAGGAAGCAGCUGAUUCUUCCUGUCCCUCCUACUCCUCCCUCCCUGCCCUCUGCCUCCCCCUCUGCAGCCGCAGCCACAGCCUCCGUAGAGGUAGCCUCAGCAGCCCAGAGCCUCCCUGCCUGCCACUCCCCGUCCCCCCCUGCCCGGCCCCGUGGCUCCCGGCUGUGCUUCAGUGUGUGGUCCCCAUCCUCCUCUUCCUCCUGCCCGGCUUCGCAGCCCCCUUCUACCUCAGCGCCCGCAGAGCGACCCCGCAUGCUCCGGUCGGGCAGGAGGUAUCGCAAGCUGGCUCGCAUCGUACGCUCCACCAGCGACCCCAUCUCCUGUACCUCCAUAUCUGGAAGUGACAGCUGUGGCUACCCCUCUGCAAGCAACCCUCCUCCUGAAGAUUCUCCUCAGACUUCACCAGAGCAAGAGUCUACAGAGGUGGCAGCUCCUCUCCACGCCACUGCCAAAGUCAGCACCCGGAAUGGUAGGAAGCAGAAGGAGGGGAGGAAAGUGGACAUCCGCCUCAAACCGCGAGCCCUGCACACGGUCUCCAACGAGCGCCCACACUCUCUGGCUGACCUCAAGACGUAUAAAGACACCAAAAUCCUGGUGGCCAAAUUCCUGGAGCACACCAGCUGCAGUCUACCUCCAGAGGUCCAGCAGGUGGUCAACAGCAUCAAGUAUGUCAUCAAGUCUGACGAGAGACACAUGGAGGAAGCUAUAUUCAGUGCCAAUGUCAUAGAUCAGGUGAUGACACAGUCACAACGCAUCAUCGGCAGCCCAAGGAAGCGUGCCCAUGAAGACCUGCACCUCCAAAGCUGUGGGGCCUUGAGUUCCCCUUUCUCAUCCCUGCGCCGUCCACCUACAGCACCAGGGCCUCCCAACCCCCCUGCUCCCCUGGACUCCUCUCCCUCACCCUCUGAACGCACUCAAAGCCUUUUGUGUAGAGAGACCAUCCUUUGACCGCCCUCCCUCCCCACCAAGGACUCAACCCCUAUCUCUAUCUCAUAGUGCCCUGUGAGACUGUGCCAAGACAUUAGCAGAAACAAACUCAGUAAGUCAUGUCUGGACUGGAUUGUCUUCUGUUCUCUCUCAUAUCAAAAACACCAGAAUGUUCUUUUCUCCCUCAGGGGAUUUUUUUAACAGUCUCAACCUUGUAAAACACACUUGUAAGCCAACUAAAUGGAGAUGUCAUGAUGAAAAACUAGUGCUCUACUUUAUCAAAAGGAAAAAAACUACUUUGUAUUAAAACUGUGAACUGGACAGACUUGGGAUGGUACUAGCCCCUGCAGACUUUGUGGAUUCUAACUCUGAUUGGCUGAAUACUGUGUGCCACUGCAGGACGGAGAACUUUACAAAAGUGGAUUAUUUAA